GUCAUCAGGCGUGUUCGAUUUUGUCGACUCCGCCCCGGCAUGCUUUGCGCGUGGAACAGGAAGGACAUCUUUCCAUAGAGGACAACGGCCGAAAAGCACUCAAGAAACGAGUGAACCUCAUAUCCGAAGCCGGCAAACAUGAGUGAGACAAUUGAGGAGAAGAUCAAGAACUACAGGACUGCGCCCUUUGACGCCCGCUUCCCCAACACCAACCAGACCCGCAACUGCUUCCAGAACUACUUGGACUUCCACAGGUGCAACAAGGCCCUGUCGGCCAAAGACCAGGAUGUGGCCCCAUGCGAGUGGUACAAGAGGGUGUACAAAAGUCUUUGUCCCUUGAGCUGGGUUGCUAAAUGGGACGAGCAGAUUGAGAAUGGAAGUUUCCCUGGAAAAAUCUAAAACACCACCACUGUCAUCCGUCAAAACUGGUUACAAUUCCCUCAAUCGUGUUGUGAACAUCUUCAACCAGCGCCCCACGCCAAUGCUGUCAUCUUCUGUAGGGUUCCUGGUCUUAACUUAAGAUUCAAACGCACGUCAAGGUCAAAGCUGUGUUUUUCCCCCAAUAUGUAUAGUCACUUCCUGUUUGGCAUUGUUUAUUCAAUAAAUACAGUGCACACAG
Molecule: messenger RNA, 619 nt
Organism: Hippocampus comes (tiger tail seahorse)
Lineage: Eukaryota; Metazoa; Chordata; Actinopteri; Syngnathiformes; Syngnathidae
Gene: cox6b2
Product: cytochrome c oxidase subunit 6B2
Exons: 4
Coding region: 139-399 (86 amino acids)
Cellular component (GO): respiratory chain complex IV; mitochondrion
Source: RefSeq, a predicted model, not a curated record